CAACCCCAUUUACAAUUUUCUUCCUCCUCAAUCCUCAUUUCGUGUCUCAUUGAGAGACAACCAGAGGACUUCUUCCUCUUGCUUGGUGUCUUCAGUUCAAGGUGCCACAGAGGUUUCUCACAAAAUCAUCACAAAUCCACCAAAACUGACCUUCUAAUUCUUCAAUUAAUCGAAGAAGCCAAAACCCCAAACCCCAUAUCUAUCUCCUCCCUGUGAAAACCCGAAACCAGAUCCCUCGAAAGCCUGCGCUCUCGCCUCGCUGGUGUUCUCCGAGGCUGCCGGAAAUCCGCACCACUCUCUCCUCCUCUGUUUCGUCGCUGCUAGUGUUGUUCGUGGGGUGUCGCCCUGCGCUGCUGCUCCUCAUCGGCUCGCGCUGCUGCUGUUGGUCGUUGUUGUCGCCGUUGCUCUAGUUUGGCCACCACGAUUCAGUAGCUCGCCGGAUCAUCCUCUUCCGAAAAAUGAGAGAGAGAAAAGUUUUGGUGGCAAAUUAAAGUCUUUGGACGAGAUUGAAAUCUUACAUCUUCCGAAAAUCUCAAGGAUAUUUGGCAUAAUGUAUGUUGCACAUAUACUGUUGUGAGAAUUCGAAGAUUAUUUCCUGGAUGAAAUUUAUUAGCAUAUUGGAAGGUUAAGAUGAUUCAAGAAGGAAAAAGCCUAGUUGAUAUGUUUUAACGCAGACACUUUGUUGUGAGGUGCUGCUGUUCCUAACAAAGGGGAACUCAGUGAAAAUUAAUGGAGAAGCCAGAAAAUUCUGAUAAAGCUGAAUCAACUGCUUUUAAUAGUGGUGCAAGAACAGGUGCCUUUGGGAAUUUAUUUGGCUUUUCAGGUGUUAAGAAGAGAGGCCAUGGAAGUCGUUCAUGGAUAAAGAUUGAUCAGAAUGGGAACGCAAAAGUUUUGGAGCUUGAUAAGUCCACAAUUAUGAGAAAUUGUUCCUUGCCUUCUAGGGAUCUUCGGCUUUUGGACCCAUUGUUUAUCUAUCCUUCUGCGAUAUUGGGAAGAGAAAAGGCCAUUGUAGUGAACUUAGAGCAGAUCAGAUGCGUAAUCACUGCUGAUGAAGCUUUUGUGAUGAAUUCUUUGGAUGGCUCUGUCAUGCAGUAUAAGACAGAAUUGUGCAACCGACUUCAGGCUACCAGAGAUCAAGCUGAUAUAUUGCCGUUUGAAUUUAAAGCACUUGAAUUGGCUUUGGAGUUAACAUGCACGUCCCUUGAUGCCCAGGCAAAAGAAUUGGCUUCAGAGAUACGCCCUGUGCUUGACGAAUUGGCUUCAUCUAUUAGCACCCUGAACCUGGAACGGGUACGGAGAUUCAAAGGCAACCUCCUUGGUUUGACUCAGCGAGUUCAGAAGGUGCGCGAUGAAAUUGAGCAUCUCAUGGAUGAUGAUGGUGAUAUGGCAGAGAUGUACUUGACGGAGAAGAAGGAGAAAAUGGAGGGUCAUACGUCAAAUGAUUCAGACAUAGAAAACAUUCCAUUGAUCGGUGUGAAAUGGAUAUCAAAAUCUGCACCGGUUUCACCUGUUGCACCUGUUUCUCCUGGGGCUGUUACAAAUGGACCCCUAAAGUUGCAGAGGGCUUUGAGCAGUAUUACCAGAUCAAGCAGGCAAGAAAGCUUUACAACAAGUUCUUCCAGUCAGAAGGAAGACAUUGUUCAGCUUGAGAUGUUGCUUGAAGCAUAUUUCGUUUUCAUUGACCACACUCUAAGCAAGUUAUCAUCACUCAAAGAGUACAUUGAUGAUACGGAGGACUUGAUCAAUAUCAAACUGGGUAAUGUUCAGAACCAGCUGAUACAAUUCGAAUUGUUGCUGACAGCAGCAACAUUUGUUGUUACGAUUUUCGCUGUUGUCACCGGUGUUUUCGGGAUGAAUUUUGAGACUGCAGUCUUCAACAAUCCAAUUACAUUCAAUUGGGUUCUAAUUAUUAGCUCCAUUGCAUGUGGGACCAUAUACUUCUGUUUUCUAGUUUAUUUUAAAGGGAAGAAAUUAUUUCCUGUGUAAUUACUGAAUGUCUUUGCAUAUAUUGUAAGCUAGCAGUUUUUGGCUAAUAAUUAAUCCAAUAUUUUAUCAA
Molecule: messenger RNA, 2056 nt
Organism: Beta vulgaris subsp. vulgaris (sugar beet)
Lineage: Eukaryota; Viridiplantae; Streptophyta; Magnoliopsida; Caryophyllales; Amaranthaceae
Product: magnesium transporter MRS2-5
Exons: 7
Coding region: 730-1986 (418 amino acids)
Biological process (GO): magnesium ion transport; transmembrane transport
Cellular component (GO): membrane
Molecular function (GO): magnesium ion transmembrane transporter activity
Source: RefSeq, a predicted model, not a curated record